This is a messenger RNA of Mucor mucedo, 487 nucleotides long. RefSeq lists its product as uncharacterized. The transcript has a single exon. The record is from RefSeq and is a predicted model, not a curated record. The coding region runs from base 44 to 355 and encodes 103 amino acids. Lineage: Eukaryota; Fungi; Mucoromycota; Mucoromycetes; Mucorales; Mucoraceae.
GUUUCCUUUUCCCUUAUCUUUUUCAAAAAAAAAAAAAAAAAAAAUGUUUGUUUUCUAUAAUAUUAUCUGGAUUAUUUGUAUAGCAUUGCUAUUCGCUUCAUUUUUCAUGUUAUUAAAGAAACGAAGAGCAAGAAAUCUAAUGAAUCAACCCGGAAAUUAUGCAACGAAUAAUCCUAAUUUUGUGGUGGACAUGAAUGGACAACAUAAUUAUCCACCACCACAAAGCUACGCACCUCCUCCUCCUCCUCCUCCCACAAAUCAAUACCCAGUACCCACUACAAGCUCUGGUCUUGAACCUCCACCACCUUCAUACCAAGAUUAUUCUAAAGAUCAUCGUGUUCCUCACUUGCAAUAAAUGUUUAUUCCCCCUCGUCUCUUUUCUAUUUACUACUACUACUACUGCCAUCAUUACCACUAGCACUUCCACUAGGUGGUUCUUGGCCAAAUUUUAAAACGUACAGCUUGUGUUUGAUAGCGUGCAAACUCU